Messenger RNA from Thecamonas trahens ATCC 50062, 3978 nucleotides. RefSeq names its product adenylate/guanylate cyclase. Gene Ontology annotation, biological process: intracellular signal transduction; cyclic nucleotide biosynthetic process. The record is from RefSeq and is a predicted model, not a curated record. The transcript is spliced from 2 exons. Lineage: Eukaryota; Apusomonadida; Apusomonadidae. The coding region runs from base 1 to 3978 and encodes 1325 amino acids.
AUGUGGGUGGCGAGCAGCGCCAUCGCUGCGCUCGCUCUCCUUGCUCUUCUCAUCCCAACGGCAACAGCAUGCACCAAUGAGAUGCACACCUCGGCUGCAGGUGUUACAAGUGGAACUCUGGCCACACCUGGCGCCAACUACAUCAGCAACGCAGACUGCAGCUACACCUUUGACUUUGUCCAUGGCGGCAUCGAGCUCGUCUUCAACACCUUUGACCUUGAGAACGGCUACGAUUACAUGUACAUCUACGAGGGGACGACCAGCCCGAGUACCGAGUUUCUCAAGAUUCGCGUAACCGGGACCGAGGCGCUGGGUCAGACCAUGUACUUUGAGGCCUCGCAGGUUGUCGUCGUCUUUCAGUCAGACACCUCCGUCGUACAGACCGGGUACUCGAUCGACUGGGCGCGCAAGACGUUUUCGGCAUCGAGCCCUGGUCCGCCGUCGCCGCUGACCGCGCCCGACUGCUCGUACACCGAGCCACCGUCCGGCAGCUGGCCCUCGCUGGAGAUCGCCGGCGAUGCCACCUUAGAGUUCAAUCUUCGCCUCGACGCCACAGCCAUGGCCGAGCGCGUCGACGUCUUCUCGUUCCGCUCUACCACCACCGAGUUCAUCAUCCGCUUUCUCGGCGACGACAUCUUUGACCAGCCCGGCACUGCGAACGAGGCUCAUCGGACCAUCGCGUUCCAGGCCACCGGUGGUGUCGGCAACUAUGAGGCGCAAGCCCCGGCCGGCUCGGUCUCUCCCGGUGUCGAUGUCCACCUGGCCGGCAUCUAUGACUCAGGCUUGGGCACCUGGUCCAUCUUGGUCGAUGGCGUGCCACAGACGACCAUGGUGCUCAAGCAGAGCGGCUCACCAUAUACGCUUUCGUCAAGUAGCCUCGGCCUCCACAUCGGCUACUACCGCAUGCGCUGGGAGGUCACUGACGCAAUGUGGGAUCUACGCGUGUGGAACUACUCACGGACGGCAGCGGAGAUUGACACCAAUCGCCUCGCUACACUCACCGGAUGCGAGACCGGCUUGAUUGGCCUCUUUCGCCUUGACAUCGAGCAUACUCUCAACGAAGCCGGUAUUGGCUGUGGUGGCCUCCCGGGAGCUGGCAUCUGCUCCCAGCCGCGCAAGUUCCCACCACUUGUCUACACCACCUCUCCUGCCCCCGUCACCUGUGGCGACGGGUAUGUGGAGGGCGCGCCCUGCACCACCUGUGCGCACCCCAACGGCAUGGACUGCGCCGGCACCUGCGAUGGCAACGCCAUCCUCGACGCAUGCAACGUCUGCUCCGGUGGCACCACCAACCGCCUGCCCAACGCUGAUCGCGACGACUGCGGCGUGUGCUUUGGCGGCAACGCCGAUCGCGACGACUGCGGUGUCUGCUUUGGCGCCAACGCCCACAAGGACGAAUGCGGUGUCUGCUUUGGCUCGAACACGACCUGCGCCGGCUGCGACGGGGUGCCCAACUCGGGCCUCGUCCGCGACGUAUGCGGCGUGUGCGAUGGCGACGGCUCGUCCUGCCUCGGCUGCGACGGGGUGCCGAUUCCCUCAGGCGGCGCACAUUUCGACGCGUGUGGCGUUUGUGGCGGCAACGCCACUGUAUGCUACGUCGGCUGCGACGGCGUCUACGGCUCGAGCAUCCACUACGACUGCCACGGCGUGUGCGGCGGCAACGCCACCAUCGACAGUUGCGGCAUGUGUGCCGGCGGCAACGUCUCGACUCCGCUCCCGUACAACUACCACCUCGACUCGUGUGGCGUGUGCUUUGGCCAGGAUCUGACCUGCACCACCUGUGCGUCCGGAGUCCUCGAUGCCUGCGGCGUGUGCGAUGGCGACAACUCGACGUGCGUCGGCUGCGACGGGAUCCGUGUCUCUGACGGCGGCGCGCUCUUUGAUCUCUGCGGUGUCUGUGGCGGCGACGGCUCGUCGUGCAUCAUGGGCUGCGACGGCGUCCUCGGCUCGUCCGCCACCUACGACUGCACCGGAACUUGCAGCGGCACCGCCGCCAUCGACGAGUGCAACUCGUGCACCGGCGGGACGUCGCUCAUUCCCACGGCCAACUUUUUCCGCGACGACUGCGGCAUCUGCUUCCGCGGUAACGUCGAUCGCGACUCUUGUGGCGUCUGCUUUGGCGGCGACGCCGAUCGCGACGACUGCGGCGUGUGCCGUGGUCACAACGCGGCCAUGGACGACUGCGGCGCUUGCUUUGGCUCCAAUCUCGCCAAGGACGACUGUGGCACUUGCUACGGCAACAACACCGUGUGUGCCGGCUGCGAUGGCAUCCCCAACUCGGGCCUGAUCGUCGAUGCCUGCGGCGUCUGCACGCUGCCAGCUGCUGGAUGCAACGGCAUCAGGGCCGCUACGCGCUCAUCGACUGUCUCGCCGUUGGUCGUCAGUGCCAUGGGCGGCUCGGUCGUCGUCAUCUGUAUUCUUCUCAUUGCUGCGCUUGUCAUUGCCUACCGCCGCCGCCGCUCCGCCUCCGUCUUGGCCUACCACGCCACGCUCGCCGACAAGGCUCCCCAGGGCGAGAUCUUCAUCAUCUCCACAGACAUCGAGAACUCAACCAUGCUGUGGGAGAUCAACCCGGACCAGAUGAUUGUCGUCCUCGACAAGCACAACGAGAUCAUGCGCACCGCCAUCACCGCCACCGGCGGCUACGAGUUCAAGACCGAGGGUGACGCCUUCUUUGUCGCCCACGCAGACGUCGAGGCCGCAGUCGCCUGCUGCGUCCGCGCCCAGCUCGACCUGAUGGCCGUUGCCUGGCCCAACUGGCUUGUCAGCGUUCUUCCCAGCGGGGAUCCGGCGGUGUGGAACGGUGUCCGGGUUCGCAUGGGCAUCCACUAUGGCCAAGUCUCGUCGGCAUUUGACGUCCGCGCCGGGCGGACCCAGUACUUUGGCAGCAUGGUCAAUCUCGCGACGCUGGUCUCCGACACUGGGACCGGCGGCCAGAUUGUGACCUCGCGCGAGGUCAUCGACCAGCUCGCUGCCGCCCGAUCGCGUCUCGAUCUCGACGACGCGCACGACAACGCUGCAUUUGCGCCGGCCGAAGUCACCGUCACCCCGCUCGCCAACGUCGCCUUUGAUGGCAUGUCGGCAUCGUGCGAGGUGUGGGAGAUCAUGCCAACGACGCUUGCAAACCGCGCGUAUGACAUGGGCUUGGACCGCAUCAACAAAAUCGCAUCCAUUUCCCGUCCGCUUGCUGCCGAGACUCCGCCGCCACUCGCAACCGGUAUUCCCGUCAGCGCCAGGACAUUGCGCUCCGAAGCGACCACCUGCGAGCUCGCGAGUGUCGUCCGGGUCUCGACCGCGUCGCGGACCCGGGUGCGGACCCGAGCGCGGACCCGUGCGCGCAAGCGCAACCAUUCCAACGCGGCCGCCUCGCAACCGCUAGCUCACGAGUCUGUGCAUCUGCGAUCAGCGUCGAUGUCGGCGGCGGCAACGGUCCCGUCGGGUGUUGCCUCGCGCUCGCCGUCGGCUGUCCGCACCGUUGUCUCCAACUCGUCCAUGUCGCGUGGCUCGCCCUCGCCACGCCGCUCCAAGCGCAGUCACGACUUCUCCCCAGACGCCAAUUUUGACCUUGUAUCGUCCAAGGAACCGAGCCGCGCCAUCCCGCCUUCGCUUGCCGAGCUCCAUCACCGCGGCCUCAUCUCGCCAUCGUCACCCGAGCUCCGCACCACCGCGCAGCAGUCGGCCUCAUCACUGGCCUCGCCGGCAACGCGGUCACGCCGCGUUCGCCGCCGCGUCGGCACCAACUAUGUCCGCCGCGUCCCAACUGACAAUCCCUAUGCCAAGAGCCUCAACUCAGACAGCGUCGACGGGAACAGCCUCAAUGCCUCCUUUGACUCAUCAGUCACCCACUCCCCGUCCCUUGGCGACCAUCUCUCGCCGACGGCCUCGCCCUCGGCAGCCGCCGCCAUCCUCGGUGUCUCUACGCUCACCCGCCCGCGAUCCCGCUCCAUGUCACUUGCCACAUCCACCCUCAAUCCUUAG